Messenger RNA from Spodoptera littoralis (African cotton leafworm), 528 nucleotides. The record is from the annotation of a GenBank genome assembly. Lineage: Eukaryota; Metazoa; Arthropoda; Insecta; Lepidoptera; Noctuidae.
AUGUUCACAAAAGUAGUCGCAUUGUUCUGUUUGGUGGCUGUGGCUGCGGCCACGGACCUCACCGUGGGCAAAAGAGAGGGACGAUUAAUAUUCUACACGACUAUUACCGCCAGACCUACCAUCUGGAAACAAGUGCAGAACCUCACCGUGAACGCGACCGACGACGCCCUCAUCACACGAGUGGUUGUCGUUGACAACAGGCCACAGAAGGACGGAGUAGCCAAACUGGUCGACGGAGGUGUAGGACACAAUAACGUCACCAUCGAGUUGAAGAGCCCCACUGUGUUCAGAGGAUUCAACUUCACCGUGAAAGUGUUUGAGAAGAAAGUAGCCAUGCAAAAACCACGUCACCCAGUGUUUGUUGGGGCAAAUACCCAAAAGCCGGUUCCAGUGGUUGUAUACAAACCCCAGGAAGCAAAGCCGACACCCAGCCCUGGUGAAGCACACAACUACGCCCAGGUCACAGUGAAACCUGCUGCACUGAGUGCGGGAGCUGGGAGCCCUUUGCGCGAACCGUUACGUUUGUAA